UCCCGCGCGGGGCCGGCGAUGCAGCGCGACGAGGACAAGGGCAUCCCGGUGCGGGUGGCGCUGCGCUGCCGGCCGCUCGUGCCCCGCGAGAGCAGCGAGGGCUGCCAGAGCUGCCUGUUCUUCGUGCCCGGCGAGCCGCAGGUCGUGGUGGGCAAGGACAAGUCCUUCACCUACGAUUACGUGUUCGACCCCUCGGCGGAGCAGGAGGAGGUUUUCAACACUGCGGUGUCUCCUCUGGUCCGAGGCAUCUUCAAAGGGUACAAUGCCACUGUCUUGGCCUAUGGACAGACUGGAUCUGGGAAAACCUACUCCAUGGGAGGCACCUACACGGCCACCCAGGAGCACGAGCCCAGCGUGGGGGUCAUCCCAAGGGUCAUCAGGCUGCUCUUUGAGGAGAAGCAGCAAAGGCAGGAUUGGGAAUUUGUCCUCAAAGUUUCUUAUCUCGAGAUCUACAACGAGGACAUCCUGGACCUGCUGUGCCCCUCGAGGGAACGCUCCUCCCAGAUCAGCAUCAGGGAGGACCCCAAGGAGGGCAUCAAGAUUGUAGGGUUAACUGAAAGAAAUGUCACCUGUGCCCAAGACACUGUGUCCUGCCUGGAGCAAGGGAACAACGCCAGGACAGUGGGAUCCACGGCCAUGAACUCGCAGUCCUCACGGUCCCACGCCAUCUUCACCAUCUGCAUCGACCAGAAGAAGAAAAACGACAAGAACUGCAGUUUUCACUCCAAACUACACCUGGUGGACCUUGCUGGCUCUGAGAGACAGAAGAAGACCAAGGCUGAGGGAGACAGACUAAAAGAAGGGAUCAACAUCAACAAAGGCCUCCUCGCCCUGGGGAACGUCAUCAGUGCUCUUGGAGAUGAGAACAAAAAGGGUGGCUUUGUCCCCUACAGAGACUCCAAGUUGACAAGGCUGCUGCAAGACUCGCUGGGAGGGAACAGCCACACCCUGAUGAUUGCCUGUGUGAGCCCAGCAGACUCCAACCUGGAGGAGACCCUCAACACUCUGCGCUACGCUGACAGGGCCAGGAAGAUCAAGAACAAACCCAUUGUCAACGUGGAUCCCCAGGCAGCUGAGCUGCACCAGCUCAAGCAGCAGGUCCAAGAGCUGCAGGUGUUGCUGCUGCAGGCCCAUGGAGGGACCCUCCCUGUGUCUAUCAAUAGCCUGGCACCCUCUGAGAACCUGCAGUCCCUGAUGGAGAAGAACCAGUGCCUGAUGGAGGAGAACCAGAAGCUGAGCCAGGGGCUGAGUGAGGCUGCUGGGCAGACAGCACAGAUGCUGGAGAGGAUGAUCCUGACAGAACAAGAAAAUGAGAAGAUGAAUGCCAGGCUGGAGCAGCUCCAGCAACACGCUGUGUGCAAGCUGGACCUGCAGAAGCUGGUGGAGACAGUGGAGGAUGAGGAGCUGAAGGAAAAUGUGGAGGUGAUUCGUAACCUGCAGCAGGUGUUGGCUGAGUUCCAGAGUGAAAAAGCUGCCACAGCAGAAGCUGCUGCAGAGGUGGCAAGCCCUGAACAGGAGGCUACAGGUGAAGCAGAACUGGGCCAGGAUUCCAAGAGAGCCUCGAACGACUUCACCACCCAACACGCCCUUCGCCAGGCCCAGCUGUCCAAGGAGCUGCUGGAGCUCAACAAAGCCCUGACCCUGAAAGAGGCACUUGCCAAAAAAAUGGCUCAGAAUGAUAAUCAGCUGGAGCCCAUUCAGUCCCAGUACCAGACCAAUAUCAAGGAUCUGGAGUUGGAGGUCAGCAAUUUGCAAAAAGAAAAGGAGGAGCUGGUCCUUGCUCUGCACAUGGCAAAGAAGGAUAUCAACCAGGCCAAGCUGAGCGAGCGGCGGCGGAAAAGGCUCCAGGAGCUGGAGGGACAAAUCAGUGAGCUGAGGAAGAAGCUGAAUGAGCAGUCCAAGCUCCUGAAGCUGAAGGAAUCCACGGAACGCACGGUGUCCAAACUGAACCAGGAGAUCAGGGAAAUGAAGCACCAAAGGGUCCAGCUGAUGCGGCAGAUGAAGGAAGACACUGAGAAAUUCAGGCAGUGGAAGCAAAAGAAGGACAAGGAAGUGAUCCAGCUGAAGGAAAAGGAUCGGAAGAGACAGUACGAGCUCCUCAAGCUGGAGAGGGAUUUCCAGAAACAGGCCAAUGUCCUUCGGCGCAAGACAGAGGAGGCAGCAGCUGCCAACAAGCGGCUGAAGGACGCCCUGCAGAGACAGAAGGAGGCUGCAGACAAACGCAAGGAGAGCCAGAGCCGGGGCCUGGAAGGAGUGGCUGCCCGAGUGAAGAGCUGGCUGGCAAACGAGGUGGAGGUUCUGGUGAGCACCGAGGAGGCUCGGAGGCACCUCUCGGACCUGCUGGAGGACAGGAAGAUCCUGGCCCAGGAGCUGCAGCAGCUCAAGGAGAAGAAAGAUUCCGGGGAAAACCCCCCUCCAAAGCUCCGGAGAAGGACCUACUGCCUGGCAGAGCUGCAGUGCCCAGAGGUGGAUCUCUCCAUAUCCAAGCAGAUAGAAAGCCUGGAAACUGAGAUGGAGCUCAGGAGUGCCCAGAUAGCAGAUCUGCAGCAGAAACUCCUGGAUGCAGACAAUGGGGAUCGGGCCAAGCAGCGCUGGGACAGCAUUGCCACAAUCCUGGAGGCCAAAUGUGCUCUGAAGUACCUCCUGGGAGAGCUGGUCUCCUCCAAAGUUCAGGAGAGCAAGCUGCAGAGCAGCCUGGAGCAGGGCAAAGCCACCUGCGCAGACGUGCAGAAGAUGCUGAUGGAGGAGAGAAACCACGUCACAGAGCUGGAGACUGAGUUCCAAAAUCAGCUUGUGGUGCAGGAACAGCAGCACCAGGAAAAGGUUCUGUACCUGCUCAGCCAACUCCAGCAAAAAGAAGCAGAGGAGAAGAAAUGGGAAGAUUCCCUAAAUGAGCAGGAGAAGCAGCUGCAGGAGCGACUCAGGUUCCAGGAGGAAGAGCUGGAGAAAAUGAAGGAGGAGAACCAGGAACUCCUCCAGGAAAAUGACUCUCUGAAACAGAAACUGCUGCUCCUCCAAGUUGUCAGUGGCCAGAAGCUCCGGCACAUCCAGCAAAGGCCAUCAGAGUCUCCAGACUCUUCUUUUGAAUAUAUCCCAGUCAAACCCAAGGCCCGCCGGCAGACGACGGCCAAGCCGCGCGCCAGCCCCGAGAUGGACCUGGAGGAGCUGCUCUCCGACUCCGGGGACCUGGAGGAUUCCGACUGGGUUCCUGCCAGAGCUGCCAGAGGGGCAAAGAAAAGCCUCACGGGGUGCUCGUGCCGGGGCCGCUGUGGGAACAGGCAGUGUGGCUGCAGGAAGCAGAAGGUGGGAUGUUCCAGCGGCUGCAGCUGUGACUCGGCCACCUGCAGGAACCGGGACCCCCCGCUGGAGGCCACGAUGUGCGAGGACCCCCAGAGGGACUCGGAAGGCUCCUUGAAGCUGGAGGACCCCACACUGGUGAGAGCAGGAGAGAGCUUCUUCCAGCCCCCCUGUGUCACUCCAACCACAAAGGUCCUGCAGGACAUCACAGCCCAGGACGUGCUCCAGAAGGUGCCCAGCUCUCCUUCCUCCCUCCUGAGGGACGAGGAGGCCCAGGAGAACCACGUCCCCUUUGUCAAGAGGAAGAAGAGGAUGCUGAACAGCAACAUCAGCUUCUUCUCAGGCUGCACUCCCAUCAAGGAGGAGUUCCAGUGACCUGUCCUGACCCUUUAGGCCACAUUCCUGGUGGCUUUGGAAGGAGCUGGGCUCUCCUGCUGUGCCUGAUGCUCCUGCCCUCAGCAAGGGAGUCAAACACUGGGGGUUGUAGUUGUGUCUCUGUAAAUAUUUGUGUGUGGGGCUGGAGGGAGGGGGACAAACUUUCCUCUGGAAUUCCUGUAGGGAGGGGAGGUGAUUUUCCAGGUUGUUUUUCCCAGGUCCCUCCCUCCUCCUGAGCUGUGAACACUAGGUACACUUUAAUCUGUAAUCUUGACACAACUCAGCCUUUGCACAGGAGAUCUGGUCCUGUGUUCCCACAGAGCCUGAGGAACUGUUCCAGCUGUCCUGGGAGACCCCUGGAGGGAGGACACACUGGCUGUGGUCUUAAACCAGCACCUAAGAGCUGCUUAGGGUUUCUGGCCCCUUUGAGAACUGGUCUGUCCUUAUUCAGUCAAGUUAGAAACUUGUCUUCUGUGAGUAAUUUAGGAAUUUUAAUUCUGAGUUUUAGUUUCAAUAAAUAA
Messenger RNA from Myiozetetes cayanensis, 4193 nucleotides. RefSeq names its product kinesin family member 4A (gene KIF4A). Gene Ontology annotation, molecular function: microtubule binding; microtubule motor activity; ATP binding. The record is from RefSeq and is a predicted model, not a curated record. NCBI's taxonomy places the organism in Eukaryota, Metazoa, Chordata, Aves, Passeriformes, Tyrannidae. Gene Ontology annotation, biological process: microtubule-based movement; mitotic spindle organization.